UUAAACCGGUCACCUCCCUCACGGAUUACAGAGGUUCCCUUAAAGGCUUCUGGUGCAAGAUUCGAACGAGGACACUCUCAGCCCCAGCCACCCACCGCAAACAUGAGCGAUAACAACCCCGUCAGCAAGGAGGUCGAGACCUUCGACAAGAAGUGUCUAAAGAAGACCAACACGGCGGAGAAGAACUCUCUCCCCACCAAGGAAGAUAUCGAAGCAGAGAAGAAGGCAGCGGCCGAGUGCAAAUGAAGCCAUUGAUGGCGUACCUGGACCACCCGUCUCCCGAGCCCCGCUAACUCCUCCAGCUCUAGUUAACAACACUCCCGCUUCGCUCAUCAACCUCCGCCACCACCGCUUCUUCGCUGUGUAUACACCUUUUAACUCACUCAAUGCAGUUUUGUUUCAUUUGGGUUAUACAUAGGAACCACAUGAAUGAAUAACGUGAAUGGGGUGGGAUGUAAGGCCCAGGUUCUACAAAAAAACAAGAAGAAACAAACACAACGCCAUGUUUAUUGCAGCUGCACCGUAGAAUUUUAGCGAAUCAUUUCCCCCCGUGCCCUCCUCCUUCCCCCUCUGAUGUGUAUGAAUGUGUGUAUGCGUGUGUGUAUUCUUUUAAAAGACAAAAAUGACACAAAAAAGAUGUUUGAUGUGGGAGUGGAUUUUUGUGAGAAUGACAGAUUGUAAAGCACAAGCCCAGCAGCAGCACACGUCCCUUCUGACCAUGACCCAAACCAGCUUAACUGGUUCACCUUAGCUUUGACCACUCCCCCUUUCUGCAAGUCCUAUGUUCCUCCUGGUGCCAUUGUGAAUGAGUUGCUAUAUAAAUACCAUGUGAAAUGAUAUUUUUGUUUUAAUAAAAUAAUAAAGAAUGUUUUAAAUGGAA
Messenger RNA from Engraulis encrasicolus (European anchovy), 880 nucleotides. RefSeq names its product thymosin beta 1 (gene tmsb1). Gene Ontology annotation, molecular function: actin monomer binding. Gene Ontology annotation, biological process: regulation of cell migration; actin filament organization. Gene Ontology annotation, cellular component: cytoplasm. The record is from RefSeq and is a predicted model, not a curated record. Bases 103 to 246 code for a protein of 47 amino acids. Lineage: Eukaryota; Metazoa; Chordata; Actinopteri; Clupeiformes; Engraulidae. The transcript has 3 exons.